AUGGGAGUUACUUUUCUCCACCACCCGAAUGGAACACACAUCUACUCUUGCAAGGAAUGCGAUGCGCCACUGACAAAUAAAGACGAAAUUUUUUCGAAACGAUUCACUGGCUCAACUGGGCGGGCCUACUUGUUCAAUCGCGUUGUCAACGUCGUCCACAGCGAUUCGAAUUGUCGAGUGAUGCUCACUGGUCGACAUAUUGUCAGAGACGUUUACUGCAAGAACUGCGAUACUAAGCUUGGAUGGAUGUACGAAUUUGCUGUCAAUGAUGACCAACAAUACAAAGAAGGCAAGACCAUCCUCGAAGUAGCAUUGAUCCAAGAACGGCCAGAGCGAACUGGAAUCGAAGGGCGCGUGCAUCGCGAUUUCCGAGAACUAAUGCAAAAUCAUCGCACUAUGGCGUUUAUGUAUGACCCUAACUCGGAACAAGCCUGA
Oikopleura dioica is the source of this 435-nucleotide messenger RNA. The record is from the annotation of a GenBank genome assembly. Lineage: Eukaryota; Metazoa; Chordata; Appendicularia; Copelata; Oikopleuridae.